AAUCCCAGAGAUUAUUUAGCCAAGGGGAGGGGCCGCGUAGCUGCAAUCUGAAUAGGUAGGCUCUCCCGCUCGGGGGUACUACUACUUGUCUUCUGUCUCUGUGUCCAGUCCACUCCACGCGCACAGCCUCAUUCAUCUCUGCCAGUCCUGCCGCGCUCCCCCUCCCUGCCUGUGCCUGAUCCCAAUCACCACGCCCGCAUAAUCCGAUCCGGGAACGUGCCUGUCCAUGGCGGACACCUCGUCGGCGCCGCUGCUGCCGCGGAAGAAGUCGCCAUCAUCGGCGGCGCAGUACACGCGGUGCGCGUCGCACGCGGGGGACGAGCUCCGCAGCUUCCGCGCCUGCCUCCGCUGGAUGUGCGUGGACCACACGGACGGGCUCCGCUCCGCGGGGUCGUGGGCGGUCUUCUUCCUCCUGGCCGUCGCGGCGCCCUCCGCCGUCACCCUCGCUCUCCCGGCCUCGGCGCCGCAGCGGCCCUUCGACGGGCAGGUCCAGGCCUCCCUCACCCUGGCCGCCGCGCUCGCCUACUUCUCCCUCUCCUCCUUCCUCCGCGUGGGGCUCCGCCGCCUCCUCUGCAUCGACCGCCUCCGCCACGACUCGGACGAGGUGCGCGCCGGAUACACGGCCCAGCUCAACCGCUCCUUCCGGAUCCUCGCCUGCUUCCUCGUGCCUUGCUCCCUCGCCGAGGCCGCCUACGAGGCCUACUGGUACUGGGCCGCCGCGCCCUUCCGCUCGCCAUGGUGGAACGCCGCCGUCUGCGCGCUCGACGUCGCGUCCUGGGUCUACCGCACCGCCAUCUUCUUCAUGAUCUGCGUGCUCUUCCGGGUCAUCUGCUACCUGCAGGUGCUAAGGAUGGUGGGCUUCGCCAGGGAGUUCGGCAGGUUCGCGGAAGUUGCCGUCGUGCUCGAGCACCACCGCCGGAUCAGGGAGCAGCUCCGCCGGAUCAGCCACAGGUACCGCAGGUUCAUCAUCCUCUGCCUCGUGCUCGUCACCGCCAGCCAGUUUGCCGCGCUGCUCGCCACCACCAGGCCACAUGCCACCAUCAAUCUCGCCACCGCCGGCGAGCUCGCGCUCUGCUCGGUGAGCCUGGUGGUCGGGUUGCUGGUCUGCCUCCACAGCGCCGCCAAGAUCACCCACAAGACGCAGUCGAUCACGAGCGUGGCGGCUGCCUGGCACGCGGACGCCACCAUCCACGCCUUCGACAACGACCUGGAGGACCCCGACCCGGCCCUGCCCGCCUCCACGGGCUACAUGGCGCCCGCCAACGCCUACCGGCUGGCCUCCGGCGAGGAGUCCGAUGACGACGACGACGACGAUGCCAGGAGCGAGGACUCUCUCGACGACUCCAAGCUCGUCCCCUUCCAGGUCAACAACAUGUGCUUCCAGAAGAGGCAGGCCCUUGUGACGUACCUGGAGAACAACCGGGCGGGGAUCACGGUGUACGGCUUCGUCGUCGACCGGACAUGGCUGCACGCGCUCUUCAUGAUCGAGUUCUCGCUCGUCAUGUGGCUGCUGGGGAAGACGGUUGGGAUAUCUUGAAGGUCCCGGCUCUCUCUUUGCUGGCUUGCUGCUGUUGGCGCUGGCCGAUCUCUUGUCAAGUCUGAUGCAGAGGGUUACGCUAGGGCGGAUGUAUAAAGGAAGAUGAAACACAAAUGAUGAUAUGGAGGGCUAUUACUUGUGUAGGUUCAUCUGAUGAAUGUUAUGAGAAUAUUACUCCCCCCUUCUAAAUUCUUGUCGUGGUUUUAGAACAAAUUUGAACUAAAUCCGCAACAACAAUUUAGGAUAGGAGAUAGUACUAGUUACCAAAGGUUGGUUCAAUUUAAUAAUGAGAGUAGUACCGGUUUUGAAAGUUAAUCAGAUGAGCACUGACUGUGCUUGUUGA
Molecule: messenger RNA, 1880 nt
Organism: Brachypodium distachyon (stiff brome)
Lineage: Eukaryota; Viridiplantae; Streptophyta; Magnoliopsida; Poales; Poaceae
Exons: 3
Coding region: 227-1537 (436 amino acids)
Source: RefSeq, a predicted model, not a curated record